AUGUCCAGGGCGGAACCAUGCCGCGAUCAGAGCCAAGGUGCCGCCACAUCCACACCCACAGAGACUACGACUGCUGCGCCGAAGAGAAACGCCUUCACCGAACUCCUUUCCGCACGCAACAAGCAGCCCAAGCAUGCGAGCGCCGUUCCAUCGACCAAAGACGCGCCAAAACGCAGAAUGGGUUCUUUCCCAGGACGAGAUGGACUAGGAGCCUAUCUUGAAAAGCCAGACUCUUAUCCAUCUAGCGUCGUUGUCUAUUACAAUCCAGAUUUCGUCGCAAUCCACGACAUGUUCGAGAAAUCUUCGCUACACCUACUCCUCCUUCCACGCGACCAAACUAAGAACAGACUUCAUCCCUUCGACGCCUUUGAAGACUUCGAUUUCCUCGCAAAAGUCAAGUCCGAAGUGCAGAAGCUGCGCAAACUGGCAGCGGCCGAAUUGCGCCGCAAAUACGGGAAGUACUCGGCGCAGGAACAGGCGCGACUAGCUGCUCUCAAUGCCGAUCCACCGCCAGAUGAGCUGCCGGAGGGACGUGAUUGGGAAAAGGAAAUCAUAUGCGGGGUACACGCUGUUCCGUCCAUGAGCCAUCUACAUGUGCAUGUCAUUUCGGUAGAUCGGCAAAGUGAGAAGUUGAAGCAUCGGAAGCAUUACAAUAGUUUUGCGACGCCGUUCUUCGUACCCAUCGAGGACUUUCCUCUGGCUCCGGAUGACGAACGGCGGCACCCGACCCGGCAAGGGUAUUUGAAGCAGGACUUCAAGUGUUGGCGCUGUGGGAAAGACUUUGGAAACCGUUUCACUGAGUUGAAGAAGCAUCUAGCAGAGGAGUAUGAGGAAUGGAAGAGACUGUGA
Penicillium maclennaniae is the source of this 849-nucleotide messenger RNA. RefSeq names its product DNA 5'-adenosine monophosphate hydrolase. Gene Ontology annotation, biological process: double-strand break repair; single strand break repair. The transcript is spliced from 2 exons. The coding region runs from base 1 to 849 and encodes 282 amino acids. The record is from RefSeq and is a predicted model, not a curated record. NCBI's taxonomy places the organism in Eukaryota, Fungi, Ascomycota, Eurotiomycetes, Eurotiales, Aspergillaceae. Gene Ontology annotation, molecular function: single-strand break-containing DNA binding; single-stranded DNA binding; double-stranded RNA binding. Gene Ontology annotation, cellular component: nucleus.